This is a messenger RNA of Trichoplax adhaerens, 3414 nucleotides long. RefSeq lists its product as uncharacterized. Gene Ontology annotation, cellular component: SWI/SNF superfamily-type complex. The transcript is spliced from 19 exons. The record is from RefSeq and is a predicted model, not a curated record. Bases 1 to 3414 code for a protein of 1137 amino acids. Gene Ontology annotation, biological process: regulation of DNA-templated transcription. Gene Ontology annotation, molecular function: DNA binding. NCBI's taxonomy places the organism in Eukaryota, Metazoa, Placozoa, Uniplacotomia, Trichoplacea, Trichoplacidae.
AUGUCAUCCUAUCGGAGCAAUGAGUUAUUCGGGCCAACUUCCCGGCCAUGCGGUGAUAAAUUUUUAGAAAAUUUAAAAAGUUUUCACAAGUCUAUCGGAUCACCAUUUAUUGAUAAAGCAGUGUUUGCCGGUAAAGAGGUUGAUCUAGCUGCAUUGUAUCGUAAAGUAACUUCAUGUGGUGGUUGCGCUCAGGUAACUAGCCAAAGAAAAUGGACAGAAAUUGCUGAAGCUUUGAAGUUGCCUGCUGAUGGAUGCGUUAAUAGUUCGUAUGCUCUACGUCAAUUCUACUUAAGGUAUUUUAAAAUUUACGAGAAAACCAAUUUUUUCAAUGAAGACCUUGAAGAUAUUAUUUCUUCAGGUCGACUUAAGAUCAAUCACGCGACAGCCUACGACAGAAUGGCAAGUGCUUCAAUAGAAGGUGGCAUUAGAACAUCGGACACAUUGAUGUUAGCUCUAGAGUCGGGUUUACCGAAUGAAGUCGAAUUUGCCUUACAUAUCUUAAUUGAAAUGUCUUAUGACACUAAUAAGCCGUUCCUAAUUGUAAAGAUGCCAUGUUUUAUUCGUAGACUCUUAGCUAUAGUGGGAUUAUUCGAACAAGAUUACGCAAAGCAUAUUAGUAAUGAUAGAAGUAUUUUAAACGUCCCUGAAAUAAAUUUCGUGAAGUUUUGGGAAAGCUGUGUGAAAGAUAAUGAAAUUAAGAGAUUGAUUUAUGGACCAUUUCCUGACCAUCGGAAUAUUGAUGAUAAUUCCAAAGAAGAAAAUAACGAUGAUAACUUGUUCGAUCAUUAUCCGGGGAAGUUGUCGAGGCUAGCAAUUGAUAGACUUGAAAGGAUAUCGCUGGAAUCACCGACUAAUUAUCGAACUCAAAUCUUAUUAAAAUAUGUUUGGAGACUUAUAAAAUCGAUCGAUAAGCAAGAUAUUCUGAAAGGAAUGGAAAUAACUGCAGGCUUAUGUGAGAAUAUUGAUCAUAGUGAAGUUAUAUCUAAUGUCACCGAUUCAAGUAUUUAUAGUGUAGUUAUUAAUUAUUUAACAGUUCCUGAUGUUCAGCUUCUCAUUACUAGCUUAGAUGUUCUUUGUGCCUUAACUGGAUUAGGAGAAGCUACAUGCUGUCAAGUGUUAGCAGUUAAUCACUCCAUUGAUUUAUUGGUCAGUCUGGUAAGCCUUGAUGUUCACAAAUUCGGCGAAGAGGCCAUGGCUGGUAUUUUUCUUUUCGAUAAAAGAUCGCAGAUUAGCGCCUCCACAAUUGCACAAGCGCAGCCACCUCAGGUGUCAAGUAAUAAUAUGGCGGAUAUAGCAGCUAUUAUUAGCCCUGUAGUAUCUCGAUCAGCCGAGGAAAUGUCAAGAAUAGAUCGAGAAAACGAAAAUUUUGCACAUGCAUGGUUAAAUGCAACUUACGAUUGUUGUACCGGUGGAUAUGUACCACGGAGUGGUAUGUACUCCGAUUACUUGGCUACCUGCAAUAGACUUAGUAUCACUGGUAUCGUUAAUUCAACGACAUUUAGUCGCUUAAUACACGAAGUAUUUCCAUCUGCGGAAAUUAAGCGUGUUACCUAUGGUAACACAAAUCAAUAUUUUUAUACUGGUGUUCGGAAAAGGGCUCGACCGUUGCCAUUUACUUAUACUCCUGGACAUUCCAAUGUUAAUCGAACGCCAACAUUACCUGUAAUGAAUAGUGUUGCUCGGACAUCUACUGUUGUCGGUACUGUUCAGGGACGUCAAAUGCCUUACAUGACUCCCACUGUGCAACCUUACAGUGGAAGUAUGGGUAAUAUAACUGCUAAUUUACAAAGAAUAGACACUAGUACUCAAGGUGGAAGUAUGGGAAAUGUAACUGCUAAUUUACAAAGAAUAGACACUAGUACUCAAGGUGGUGGUAUGGGUAAUAUAACUGCUAAUUUACAAAGAAUCGACACUAGUACUCAAGGACCGCAGUUCUCUAUCGAUUCGCAAAAACAAAAUUCUCAGUUAGGCGCUAUCCGACUACCUAGUCAAAUGUUGAAAAAAACUACUCAAUUUGUUCAAAUGCCGUUGGCGAACCCUAAUAUUCGUAAUAAAGGGUUGUCUUCUGGAAGCAAUUAUGCAUCAACUGGACCAACUACUUUAAGACAAGAAAAUUUUGGUAGUAGUAACAAAGUUGUCGCUUCUCUAUCUUGUGACUCCACGCCUAGUUCUAUGACUAGUAAAGAUUCUGCCGCAACAACAGCUGAUAGCGUCGCAACAGUACACGCAAGUUUAGGUAGUAACCAGCCUGCUUCUACUAGUCUUUCGACUUCUUCCGUUAAAGUACAAAUUUUAUCUGAUUGCUCUUUUCGAUUUCUGCAUCCUUCAGGCGUAAGUAAUAACGGUAGCAAAGACGACGAUAAUACUAACGGAACAACCAGCGAAAGCGGUUCCAAGAAUUGCAACAUUACAGAGAAAGCAAGCAUUAAUUUACCAAAAGUUAUUGGUAACUUACAGAAUGGUGCAACCUUACAAUUUCGCAAGGAUAUAACUUCUACGCAUGAUAUAUCUAUUUCCAAGGAUUGUAACAAAGGAUUUAAUCAGAGAUUUGAAAAUUCUGAAUUGCAAGGGUUGAAUAAUAAUAGUAAUGGAGAGAAAUCGGUUGAAUUAAUAACAUCAUUAAAGAGAAAAUCAUCAAUAAGUCAAAUAGAUAAUAAAGUUAAUGGACAACUAAGUGUUGAUUUGACGUUAUCGACUGAUAAUCAUGAACAGUUACCGAAUGCUGGCAUUACCAGUUCUAGCACGACGACAAUUAAACCUACACAGGCAUACCCUCAAGUUAGCCAAGCGAACGGUAAUUGCUUGAAUAAAUUAGACACUACUGAAGAAGAUACUGCAGCUACUGGUACUUCUAAACAACAGACGGAAAAUGCAACGUACCUUUGCAAAUGGAACGAUUGCCAACGGCAUUAUGAGAACGUGAAGGAUCUAGCUAGUCAUGUUUAUAAUGUGCAUGCUAAUAAUUCUCAAGGAUUUUGUGGAUGGGAAGGUUGUUUAAAUGACACUACAAAACGUGUCAAAAGAGCUCGAUUCUCUAUGAUAUUUCAUCUACAGAAGCACAUAAAAAAUUAUGGUGAAAUAUCAAAUGAAAAAAUUACUAGGAAAUCGUAUGUACCUCAAGCAAAGAUUCCACUCACAGUGGAAAAUGAACUUCCGUUAACAAAAUGCGUUCGGUUAACAGCCGCAUUAACGUUACGCAAUUUGGUUAAAUUUACUCACGAAGCUAAAACGUAUGUAGUAUCAAAAGCUACAGCUAUUGAUAUCAAAAUUGAUGAAAAAACUUUUGUUUGCCAAGGAAUUGAUUUUGAGCUUUUUCUGUCAGUCUUCUUAGGCGGUACGAGCAACAUUUGGCAUCUUUGGCCUUUGAUAACCUGGAAGCAUCUUCGGCGCUCGCGUAUUGUUUAUUUGAAUUAA